This is a messenger RNA of Morone saxatilis (striped sea-bass), 4306 nucleotides long. It is a transcript of the gene c2cd2l, whose product is annotated as c2cd2 like. Bases 478 to 2565 code for a protein of 695 amino acids. The transcript has 15 exons. NCBI's taxonomy places the organism in Eukaryota, Metazoa, Chordata, Actinopteri, Moronidae. Gene Ontology annotation, cellular component: cytoplasmic side of apical plasma membrane. The record is from RefSeq and is a predicted model, not a curated record. Gene Ontology annotation, biological process: positive regulation of insulin secretion involved in cellular response to glucose stimulus. Gene Ontology annotation, molecular function: phosphatidylinositol transfer activity; phosphatidylinositol binding.
AUCCCAGUAACAAAGUGCAAAAAUUAUGAUUUACGUUUCCUGCUUUUACUUUGAAGGCUUCCACAUUUCCCUUCCUGUUUGCCGCGGCGCUCCUCCCCUGCAGCGCCACCUGUGGGCCACUACCGUUGUUUGUCUCAUUGUAGAGAGGUUACAGAGGCAGCAGGGUACUCUCGGCGGAGAUUGGGACCCGCUGGAGUCUGUAGCGCCCUGACACAGAGCAUCAGCGUAUUAUCGAUAUCGAUCAGAUGGCCGCGGACAGACAGACGGACAGACACCAGCCCACACGCCGCUGAUGACUCGGACACGGGACGGACACAUUUGUGGUCCAUGUUACCGAUGCCUUGCUUUCGAUUACCUGCAGCCUGCAGCUCGGUCCGGUUAAGUUAAACGGCUGAAGAGACCUGAUCUGCUCCUGACUGACUAGUCCCGAUAUUUCCAUCCGGACCUGGUUGAUAUGAGAGGCUCCGGGAGGCGGUGAUGGAGCUCCAGGAGUUGGGCUGGUUGUGUCUGGUGGGUCUCUUCCUCGCCUCCUUGCUCAUCGUGUUGGGAUGGCUGCUCCAGUACUUGCUGAGCCUGCUGCGGCUGCGGAGAGCCAGGAAGACAGCGGGGCAGGACCGGAGAGACACAGCCCGGCAGCAGCUCUCCCUCACACAGCUCCACCAGAGCCAGGCAGGAGGGGUGUGGGGCUUCCUGCUGAAGCUCCGCUCGGGCCGGGAUAGAGGACCUGCAUCCGAGGCCGGGGUUAAAGGCUUGUUGACCUCUCUCUUCUCCUUCAGGUCCUUCAGGGAGCACUGGCAGAGGACCUGGGUCAAAGCUCUGAACGAGCAAGCCUGCAGGCAUGGGAGCUCCAUCCAGAUCACUUUUGACAGCACUCUCCAGUUAACUGCUGCCUCUGCAAUAGAUAGUGUGACCUGCACUGACCAAUCGGCACAACGAAUGGUUCUACACUGUAAAUGUUGGGUGGACACAGUGACAUUUCCUGUGACAGUCACCCAGCAGUCACCCGCUGCCGUUUCCAUGGACACCUAUCAGAUCACUAUAGCACCUAUGGUGACAAAGGUGGUGGUAAGUCUGGAGGAGGUGGAGGACGAGGGUCUGCUGAUGUCCUGGACUCUUGCCAAGCAGCCAUCAUUUACUCUCACAGUGUCUCCAUGCAAGCUGCAGAGACAGGGCACUGAGGGUGAGGUAGACCUGGACAUGAUUAAAGGACUGAUAGAGGAUACUCUUUUCAGCACUCAACCAGCCAUGGUCCUCAACCUUAAGACUUGUGCACCCAAUCCUUUGCCCCCCAUGGACCAUCUAUCAGUGGGAUUGAACUCUGUAUCCCAGAGUGUCUUGGUGAGACGACUACUGCUCCGGCAGCUCAGGGCGACCUUAAGUAAAGGUCAGUGGUCUAGAUCAGGGGAGCUGUGCUGUGUCCUGAGUGUGGACCAACCCUCCACAGAGAGGACAACCCGCUUCCUGUCCGUGCCCAGCAACGCCAACACCCCACUGGAGUGGAGUGAAGAAAUUACUCUGGAGCUGGGCCUAGAAACCAAAGAGCUGAGAAUCAGACUUCUGGAACGGAACGGCAAAAGGGAACAAUUCCUGCCUGGCCACGCCUGCAUCACUGUGGACCUCCAGUCCAAAGUUCCUACUGGACAACAUAUACUGUCGAUAAGCCCCGGCCACGGCUUGGCACCGAACGCUACCGUCACAGCAGAGCUGCUGUAUGUGGAAACAGAAGAGCCUCGCAUCACCCACAAUGCUUUGCCUCUUCGCUCCUCACUCACCCCCACCAAGAAAGUUGAUGUGGACCGAACAAUCAUGCCAGAUGGAACCAUUGUCACCACUGUCACCACCAUCCAGUCUCGACUCAAACUGGAACGCAGUCCAGGUGAUUCCCCUUUACGUUCGCCAUCCAAAGUGGAGGUGAAUGAGAAGAAACCCACCAUCCUGUCAGAUGGCAAAGGCAGCCCCAACUCCAGCAAGAGCAGCCGCCUCUCUAAUGGCCUGGAUCCUGUUGCAGAGACGGCCAUCAGGCAGCUGACAGAGUCCGCCUCCAAAGUAGCUGGGAAGACACCAACAAAAAGGAGCACGCUGAUCAUCUCAGGCGUGUCAAAGGUUCCGCUCUCAGAAGAUGACUGUGUGUUAUCGAGCGGCUACGCUGCAGCCAUGGACGCAGCCAUGCACGAAAACCAUUACGGCGCGGGGCAUCACCAGGAGCCGGAUGAAACCACGCCUUCCGACGUGUCAGAGCGUCCAUCUGUGGACGAUGUGGAAUCAGAUACUGGUUCCACUGGUGCCUUGGAGACCCGCAGCCUCAAGGACCAUAAAGUGGGUUUUCUACAGAGUGGGUCGAAGCUGUUGUUCCGCAGGAGACAUCGAGAGAAGGAGUCCUGCCUCAGCCAAUCCCACGAAGACAUCUCCAACAUGGGCAAUAACUUUGCUGCUCCAUCCAGCAGCCGUAAAAAGUCCGGCAGCUUCUCCCGGCGCCUCAUCAAACGCUUCUCUUUCCGCUCAUCAGGCAAAUCAAAAGGCAAAGCCACUGCUACCAACGGAGGAGCGAGCUCACUGGAUAACUGAUUAUCACUGUUAGAACAUGCGUCAUUGUGACUUUGACAGGGUUGUUCUAAGGCUUCUCUUAUUACUGUCAGAAGAACCACUACACCUUGAAAGAGUCCAGUCUUUGAACACCCCAGGUGGGUUGUCACCUGUACAUCUUGAAAGGAGGAAACCUCUGGGAGGGAUUGUUCCUUUGGAAAGAAUUUAUUGCACCUUCAGGACAGAAGUCUCGUUUAAACACAUCACUGAACUUUGUUGUGAUUGAAAAAUGUUUCUGUUUCUUUGAAGCAGAAAUCUGCUGCUCAGCGGAAGAGAAGGUGAUACUUACAAUGAAAUGUGAUGUUCCCUGUUUGAACACAAACUAUACCGGGAGUGUUUGAUUGUGACUGAUGGUGGAAAUGCUCUUAACUAUUUAAUGAUAUAAAAUGCCAGUAUGAUGCCAUUGGUUGCACUUUGGACUUUUUUUAAUUCCUGGGUUAUAUAAAGGUAAUUUAUUAUUAUGUGGUUCACAUGAAACAAGUGCUAUUUAUUUUUCCCCCAAAAAAGGAGUCCUCAUAGUUGCAUUACACUGUAAAAUAGAGACGUUGCUGUGUGUUUUUUCCAUGCAAAUGUAAUUUUAAACGCAUAGUUUCAGUAAGUUAACAAAUAUCCAUCUUAAUCUAGCUAUAAUGUCCAUUCACAAUUGCUUAUACAUUGGUUUUAGAAUGUUGUUCGAUGUUGUAUCUUAUAUAAGCAGAAAAGAUAAUAUAUUUAUUAUACUUUUUAUUUUAUAAAGGUACUUUCUGUGGAAUAUCAUAAUGCAUUUCAGUUUGCUUUUGACAACUUCAGCCAGCCAGGAUCUCUGGCAGAUGCUUCAAACCGGGCAAUGAGUUUAAACUUUUUAAAUUCUGACAUUUUUCUGUCAGUAAAAAAAAACACACCAUCAUUUCCGGCUCUCCUCUUGGCUCCUUUUGACUCCAUUUAAGUCAAAACUGCAUCUAAACACAUUAUUGAGACUUCAGUUGAUGCUCAUAUGGACUUUUCAUUAUUGCAAUAACUCAUUACUUUGCAGCAAGAUUGCAUAUAUCGUGUGAAAUGCCUGACAUGGGUCGCAGACAAAUUAAUCAUUUGCAGUAAAUGCUAACAUCAGAUAAUAAUCAUGAACUAAACAUAGCUAAAUGUAUCCUGUAUUCACAUUUAGGAGCCUUCUUUCUUUUUAAAUACAUUUAAGUCCCACAUUAAUACAGCAACAGUUCUGCCGUUUAGCCUGGAACAAAUGGAACCUAACGUUCAGAGAUGUUCUGCUGAGACAUCAGCAACAGGAUUUUCAAAGGUUUACGACAAGGUGAAGAGCAAAGUGGACACACUCAGGGCUAGAAGUGAAAUUGCUACUAGCAACUAGAGAUAUAAGGACACCUGAUGCAUCCUUCAGACAGAACCGAUGUGUAAAAAUGUACAUUCAUUUUUGGACGUUUGUGUUUUGUCAAACAAAAUGAAAAAUCUACAUUAAUAAAACUGCAUUAAUUAUGGGACUUCAGAACAACCAAAUGAAAUGAUUUUGAUUAAGGAUAACUUAUUAAAGGGAUCACAGAGGUGCUUUACAGAACUGCAACCAAGUCAUAAUGCUGAAGAAAUGAACAAAGCCUCUUCAUUGUCUUAAGCCAUAUAUAUAUGGCUGGAAUGUGAAACAGAAAGCGGCUGCAAAAUUUAAGAUAUGUAUGAUUUGUUGUAAUAUUUAAAAAAUGUUUAAUUUAUUGCAAAAUAAAUUAUUUUUGAAGCGUCA